AUGUCGUCGAACACCCCGGCCGGCGUAGAUGUCAAGCCUGAUGUCGAAAUGAGUGACAGCAUUGCAUCCCCGCUCCUCGGCAAGCGCAAGCGUAGCGAAGACGAGGACGACACCGCCAGCAUUUCCGACGAGAAUGAGGACAACGAUGACAACGACUUGUUCAUGCCCGAUGAUGAAUUCAUCGUCCCUGACGAUGACAGCGAGGAUGAUGAUGAGGAGCGGGACACUCCCGAUGACGACAAUUCUGACAAUGACGUCGAGGACCAUGACGUUCCCCAGGAGCCCUACUCCGAGUCAACCGAGACCUACCCUCCAUGCGCCAUCUACGAUCUCGGCAUCGACAGCAUUGCUGAGAGGCUAGUUGGUGUGCCCAAGCAAGUAUUGGACAUUAUUUCAUGCUUUGGUGGAAGUGGCAAGCACGUUGACACCCUUGUUGGGGCCGCGAAGAAGCUUGUCACAGUUCCCAAAAACCUCAAGGUUCGCAUAGGUCUGCUUGGAGAUGCGGGAGCAGGAAAGAGCUCUUUGCUUAACUCCUUAACGGAUCUCGACGAUCUGGCGAAGUCCCUCUCCGGCGGCCAGUCCUGCACUUGCGUCCCAACAGAGUACAGCAGUGCUUUUCCAACGCAGCGCAAGGCUUUUGCUGCGAGUAUCCGUUACUUUGAUAUCAAGAAGAUUCGAAGCGUGCUGGAAGGGAUGCUGGAUGACUACAACCUUUUCACCUUUGAAAAUGAUAGAGACUGGGACGACGAACAGCGCACCCAGUUCAAGCGAGCCAUGCAGAACGCUCUCAAAACUUUUCGGGUUUUGUUCUGCGAUCUCACGGAGUUCAAGGAUGACAAUGUUGCCAAAGAAUUCCUCAAGGCCAACUGGCAGGAUACGAGCGUCGACGCCAUCGGAAUGUUUCUCGAUUCUUGCGAAAAGAAGUUGAAGGACAAGAUCACCCUCAAUCUGGGAUAUGCCGAAUUUAUCGAGGCGUCUACCCGCACAAGACUGAGAGAUCUCGUCGACCCACUCACAGGUGCCAAAGCGAAGGGCGACAAACCAGCGCUCUGGCCGCUGGUGCGCUACGUCGGCAUUGGUGUUCGUGGAUCCAGAGUUUUAGAGAAUGUCACGAUCGUCGACCUUCCUGGCAUUUCGGACACCAACAACGUUCGAGUAGAGCUGUCUAAACAACACAUCAAGCUUUGCGACUAUCUCUGGGUCGUGGCACCAGUCAAGCGCGUAGUCGACGACGGCUCCGUUUACAACAUCCUUGCCAUGUACGGACAACGCUUCAAGGGCAAAGUGGCAGUCAUCUGUACUCACGCCGACGAAAGCGUUGAUCGUAAACUCGCCAACCAUCUGGAGGACUCGGGUUGCGAAGUGCGUCCCUAUUUCGACUAUACUCAGCAGUGGAAAGACAAGAAGAAAGAGGUCACAAAAUGCAAAAAAUCCAUCAUAACCAUGCGCAACCGCAAGAAGCCAACUAAGCAAAUGAUCCUUGACGUCCAGACUUCCGAGGACAAGCUCAAAGCUCUCAUUCUCCAGCGCGAAGCGAUCGAUGCCACGCGGUUCGAGUUCCUCGUCAAAGCGAGAGCUACUUUCAUCACUGCCCAGUUGCAAGAGGAAAUGCAAUCUCAUCUCCCCGGUGGAUCUGCGCUUACUACUUUCUGCGUCUCCAACAGUCACUACGGGUCUCACAAAGGUGCUGUCAAGCUGAGUGGCCCUCGACUCUCCGUCGAAGCCACCAAAGUUCCCGUUCUCCGUGCACAUGCAUUGUCUCUGCCCGCCCCACUACUGAUGGGAUCCUUGAGCGCUUUCGCGAACCACACCAUGACGGUGUUCCUGAAAAGCGCUCACAUGUGGGUCGACACUACGAACGUGGAGCGCCGCAAGGAGUUGCUCGAACUGGUCUUGAGUAUUGUCAAAGCCCUGGAUGCAAACAAGAUCAAUAUUCUGGAAGUUGCUCUCCAGAAGUUCGAAGAGAAGAAACAGAAGCACAGUGCUUCGGUCCGGGCAUUCAUCCGCAAGAAUGGCAAUCAUUCAUCCAAGUUAUGCCCAAAGGACUGCUGGAAUGAGUCUUUCACCCGGGCCAUCCAUCAACUCGUAGAUACCGAAGGCCAGUCUUGGGGAGAGGACUUUCUGAGCAACAUGGACGUUACCAAAGGCUGGAUUAUCGCUGAUUUGCAGCGUGUACUAGUCUCAAUCGGAGAGCAGCCGUCCGCUACUGUGCUACCGAUGACAAAGAUCAAGGAGUUGAUCGAAGCGCAGAUCGUCGGCGUGGAGGAUAUUUUCGACGGCAUCGUUACAGAGUACAAGAAGGACUUUGGAAAUAUUGCGCUGGACAUGACCCAGGAUAGCGAGAAGAACUACUUCAGCCGCUCCAUGCAGCCAAUCUAUGAUUCCUGCAAGAUGGAUUCAGGCACGGGCGUCACGAGACGCUCUCUGGACAAGCUCGAGGCUCAUCUCAACAAGACCAAGGAGGAUUCGCCGUUCACCGUGCUUCAGCACUGUGCAGUUAAGGCUAUCAUUGCCAACGACGAGAAGCACGUCAACAAGUACCUCAUGGCCAAGAUCACGAAAAUCUACAAGGAGACGCAUGCGGCGUGUGACAGAAUGGUCGGCAAGAGCACUAUUGAGGAUCCCAAGGAGGCCAAGGCCCGUCUGUCGCUCAAGGCCGCCAUUCCCAAAAUCCAGAUCGAGCUUGACGCGGUCAAGAAGGAUCUGUUGGCGGUCAAGCAGAAGUACGCUACUGUUGUGAUGCAGUGA
Messenger RNA from Ramularia collo-cygni, 2748 nucleotides. RefSeq lists its product as uncharacterized. Lineage: Eukaryota; Fungi; Ascomycota; Dothideomycetes; Mycosphaerellales; Mycosphaerellaceae. The record is from RefSeq and is a predicted model, not a curated record. Bases 1 to 2748 code for a protein of 915 amino acids. The transcript has 4 exons.